This is a messenger RNA of Dovyalis caffra, 186 nucleotides long. The record is from the annotation of a GenBank genome assembly. Lineage: Eukaryota; Viridiplantae; Streptophyta; Magnoliopsida; Malpighiales; Salicaceae.
AUGGCGAUGUCGAAAAUUGGAUUACUUUUUGAUGAUGAGAGGACGCAUGUUCUAAUACCGAAUAUUCGAAUAUAUCCGUUGCACCAAACCUUCAUCGGCAAAGCAGCUAGCUUAUCAAUUAUGGAAUUGCUAGUGUUAACGGAUUCCAUUAAAAUACAAGUGAGGUCUGAGUACAACUUCUCAUAG